Molecule: messenger RNA, 3012 nt
Organism: Rasamsonia emersonii CBS 393.64
Lineage: Eukaryota; Fungi; Ascomycota; Eurotiomycetes; Eurotiales; Trichocomaceae
Product: Polarized growth protein (Boi2)
Exons: 3
Coding region: 1-3012 (1003 amino acids)
Biological process (GO): actin cytoskeleton organization
Cellular component (GO): plasma membrane
Molecular function (GO): protein binding
Source: RefSeq, a predicted model, not a curated record
AUGGCUCAGGCAGUGCCACCACGCCAGGCUCAACCCGGCGAUUUCCUGGUCGUCGUUCGAGAUGCCCGAUCGCUAAUAUCGUGCUUGUCUCUAGACGAUUUCGACGCCCGGUCAGAAGAUGAGUUGACCCUGCGGCGGGGUGAGAAGAUCGAGUUGGUCGAGCUUGACGAUGGGUUUGGGGACGGAUGGUACCUUGGCAAGCAUACGGUUACCGGGAAGACCGGUCUUUUCCCUGGAGUUUACACCGCCCUCCCACCGAAGCUCGGUGUGCGCAAACCGGAUACCGCUUCGUCUUCGGCGGAUUCAGAUACAGUCGUCCCGGAUGAGAACUCCAAGGCAGCCACUCUAGGCAACGAUGCGGGUGAUGUCAUAUCGAUGUCUUCUACUACUAUCGAAGGGAGAGGAGAGGUUACCCCUCAGGCUUCAAGACGUGGCAGCGCGUCGGAACUUCGAGAUCCAGGUCCUGAUACGGAGGAGGAACUCUCGCCCAAACAACCACCGAGGUCGAGUUCCGGCCCGCUGCCAUCGGCGUCCCCUCUUUCUUCCAACAUGCAGAGAUCGAUCAGGGAUGCUUUCGGAGGCCCCCUCAAAGAGGGCGACAGUCCCGUCAUGAAUGAGACACUUAGUGUCAUUGACGAGCACAUCACCGAUCUCAGCACCCCCCGUCACAGCAUCACCACUCAGGAUCAGAAGACCGUCACCGAUUCUGGCAGUGAAUACAGCAGCCACAUCGAUCAUCGUCUUUCCUACAUUCAGGGACACGAGACAGAUGAAGAAGAAGAGAAUCAACCGACGGAAGAACAGGUGCGCAGGUGGGAUCACAUCGAGACGGCGCGCCAAUUGCGGAAUCUUGGCGUCGAGCCGAAACAUUGUGAGAUUUUCCAGGAGCAGGAGAUUACGGGAGAUGUUCUGCUGGAGAUGGAUCAGGAAUUCCUCUUCAUGAAGGAAUUUGACUUUGGCGUGAUGGGACGGCGACUCAAGACCUGGCACAAAAUCAAGGCGUUCCAAGAACAAGUUAAGGGGUUUAUGCACAAACCUCGAGGCUCGGUCUCGAGCUACUAUCACCCAGAGGAGCAUGAACGCACCUCGAGCCGUGCCGGACACACCGGACCUCUCCUACCCAGGAUCCCCAGCUUGUCUGAGAAGCCGUCGUCGCCUUACCAUUCCCCGAGACUUACCGGCUCUUCGGUUCGACCGCCCCGACGGAGGUCUUUGCUCCUGCAUGGCAGUCCCGGCUCUCCUUCGACGGCUAGCACGUACGGGGGAAGGGAGCUAUCAUCGCGGCCUUCAGCAGCGUCGAUUCGAGAGCUCAAUCACCGUCGUCAUUCAUCCAUCGAUACAACCAACCGUUCGGGUCUUCCCGGCCAGUCACCGCCUUCUGUACGUCAGAAGAAAGGUUCUUUCGACCGAGGCUGGACUAUGUCGGCAGGAGCGCAAGCACUGUCCAGUCGACCUGGAACCGCCGUGGACGCCACAGACGAAGACAGGUUCCUUGAACAGACCAAUACCUCCGACACUUCUCUCAACGCGGCCGAUAGGGACUCUCUUGACCGGGGCUAUUUCUCCGGCGGCGAGGUCGACUCGCGCCGAACUCGUAAGCUGCUGAGGAAGCGAGACUCCCUUGUGGGAAGCGCCAAUCAUUCGAGGAAAUCGAGUUACGUUGACGACCAAAUUCGAUCGACGUCUGGCAACCAUAGGUAUUUCCGCUUCGGCAGCACCGAUUCCGGCCGGGAGCCGCCAGGUCAUGUCUCUGCCGCUGCCAAGGCCUAUCAUAGCGGUUCCCUGAAAGGCCGGGCCAGAAGCUCCGGCAGUCACGAUCAGCGAUCGACCAACCUGGAGGAGAAACAAAGCGGGGGUCCUUCAUUCUUCUCGCCGUUUGUCCCUAGGCGCGAUUCCGAGAGUACGGGCCGUUCGUCACCAACGCCUUUCCAGCAGAUCAGGAAUGUUGGUCCCAAAUUUCGCCGUGCUGUUGGUCUCCGUGCAACGUCGGAUGGUGGGAGUGAAAAGACCCAGGAGCAAUCUCCGGUUACGACUUCGCCCGUCAAGGAGUUCUCUCUGCCGUCAGGUCGAACGGGGUCGACUACACCCUCCGCAACGUCCAAGAGUUCCGAACGCCAUAGCACCGAUGGGUCUGGGAAAGCAACGGAGGGAACUCUAUCUCUGACGCGACCAAGGGCACCAUCCAAGGUGAGCAGCAAGUCGAAGAAGGACACGAGCGCGUACAUGCGUGGGUUGGAAAAGAAGACUCCCCAGGAGCAAAUGGUGGGUUGUGACUACUGUGGCUGGAUGAAGAAAAGGUCCGCGAAUAUUAUGACGACCUGGAAGCCUCGUCUCUUUGUUCUCCGUGGUCGGCGGCUGUCCUAUUAUUACUCGGAAGAUGACACAGAAGAGCGGGGCCUUAUUGACAUUACGGGUCACCGCGUGCUGCGUGCGGAUCAAGAUCCUUUCACCGCACUGCAUGCUACCAUCACCGGGGCGAUGACUUCACCCACAUCUCCAGGCACUGUAAGCAAUGACGAUGCCACGUUCACUCUUGAAAAAUCGUCGGAUGCGUCGGGCUCAGGGAAGACCGCUUCGCAUUCUCAGACUCCGUUUUUCUUCAAGCUGGUCCCUCCCAAGAGUGGCAUGUCUCGUUCUGUGCAGUUCACGAAGCCGACGACUCACUACUUCCAAGUCGACAGUGUUAAAGAGGGCCGACUUUGGAUGGCCGCGCUGAUGAAGGCAACAAUCGAGCGGGAUCUGUCACGGCCCGUGGAGACGACCAACAAGCAGAAGACCAUCAGUCUCAAGCAAGCGCGGGCCUUGAAUCAACGGCCGCCUGCACUGAUGGACCUGCCGAGCAAGGAGACUGGCGACUCGGACGCCAAAGAAGAAGACACCGGUUUGAAUAUCAAAGGUCUCAGCCUUGAGAAAGAAGCCGACUCCAGCGCCGACAAGUCCUCUUCGGCUAGCGGCUUUGAGCCUGUUCCCUCGGCUGCACUCCCAGAAUCACUCGCUGAGUCGAUCUCGUAG